UUUCCUUUCAUUUCUUCAAUACAAUUAUACACUUCUUUUUGUAAAUAUUAUUUUAUUAUAUAUAUACACACACACACUUUGUUGAUUUCCCAAAAGACACUUUUUCAUAUAAUUCAAAUGCCGACAUUUCUUUCUUCUUCUUCUUCUUCUCCUUCUCCACGUCCAUCUUUAUCAGAAUCAGCUUUACCUUCACGAAGAGUUUUAUUACGUACUACAAACAACAAUAAUCAAGUUACUUCAUCUACUAAUGGCAUUCGUCCUGCAAGAUUCCUUAAACCUUCAACAUCUUCUACUAUUCAAAACGACAACAAUAACAAUGUGACUCCUAAUAUGGAUCAGUUUCUUAAUUUAUUUGAUGUUUAUUCUCAAAAGGUUUAUAUGGAAGGUUAUUUAAUGCAACAAGGAAAAAAAUACUUUGUAGAACUUUGUGGAUGUACUUUAUCUUUAUGGGAUACUGAUCGACCUGGUACUAUUGUCACUCCUGACUACAUUCCCAUCAUGGUUGAUACCAAAGCAAACCCUACUCUUCGUCAACAAUUUACUUUAGACCUCUCUCACAAGAAAAAAUCAAUGUUAUUUGAUACUUUGGAUCCUGACUCUUUGACUAAAUGGAUAUGUGCCUUACGCUUGGCAUGCUUUGAACGUCAAUUAUUACAUCAAUUCUUCACCCUGCACCUCUUUUCACAUUCCGAUUUGACUUGCACUUCUUCAUCUUCGGCUGGUCAUCUUCAAGUCCUUUUACCAAAUAGUAAGAAAGAAUGGAAAAAAUUAUGGGUCAUCAUCACAGAUAACAAUAAUACAACAAACACUAAUGCUACAACAAAGAAAUCAAAGAUUCUCGGUAAACAAGACACUGCCAAUUCUUUCUCCUUAUCUACUACUUCCGGCCCUCGUCUCGUGAUAUUGGAUUCCAAAAAAUCAAAAACUCCUUUAUUAUGCCUUACUAGAAUUAAUCAUGCCUAUGCUGUUUAUCCUGAAGUACCCUCCUUGAUUGCCCAAUCUACUUUGAUUCGUUUAGAAGGUGUUCAACAGGAUGAUCAACCUAUAGAUCUUCUUUUGAUGGCGGAUUCAAGUAAACAUAUGACUCUUUGGUUAUCUACUUUAUAUAAUGCAUUCAAUUUAUAUGGACGACCUCAAUCCUUAAUACAAGAUCCAACUGAUCCAAUGGCUUUGAAUUUUGGUGAACCUACCUUCAAUGAUAGCAACGCUGGAUUUGAUGUUAAUCAUCCUUGGUGGUUGAAUACAGAUGAUGUGGUGCAAGAUAUGGAUGUUUUUGCCUCUAUGACCAGACUUGAAAUUUAUCAUCGUUUGGUCAAAACUCUUCAACGAAAGCAAUCAACUUCAACUUCUUUUCAACAUGACAACAAUGACAACAAUAAUCUUUCCUAUCCUCAACAACGUGCCAAUAGUUUACCUCUUAUUACUGUCGAAUCCUCUGAUACACCAAGACAACGAUCUACUUCUGAUGCUGGCAUUUUGGAUGAACCUGCCCUUAAAUCUGCUUUACAUUCACAGGUAGCAGAUUCUAGUGAUGAAAGUGACGAUAAUGCGGAUGAUGAUGAUGAUGAUGAUGAAUUGGAUGAUGAACCUGAUAGUGACGAUGAGCCUAUUGGAAAAAACAAACCAACCAAACCAACCUCCUCUACCAAUGCGUUUUCAUCUCUCCUUAUUCCUGAUUUUGAUUUUGGAAAUGGUUUUGAUACUGAUAGACGUGCAAGUUCAAGUAGUAGCUCCUUUUUAUUAUCUGGUAUCUCCUCCCCUACUUCAUCAAGUACUGGAACUAGACCUUCAUCUCGUCAACAAAAACGACAACAGCAACAACAGCAUAGUAGUAGUGGUAGUGGAAGUAGUGGUAGUAGUACAACAAGUAGCAGUGGAAACAGCAUUACUCUCAACAAAAAGUCUUCUCUUUUACCAACACCACCACAACCAUCACCCACUUCAUCCUCUUUAUUUGGUGAUUUUAGUCUUACCACCGAUUUCAACAAAUAUUUGGACCCAGCUCUCAAUAGUCCUUCUGCUGCUGAUCGAAAAUAUUCUUUACCUUCCAAGUUAUACAGUAUGAACCAUCCGAGUGGAUUUGAUCGAAGGCGUUCUUCUUGGGAAAAUCAACACGAUUUGAUGUCAGGGAACCACUAUGGAUGGGACAACCGAUCUCCACGAUCUCGUUAUUUGGAUGAAGAUUACCUAUACCAUGAUGGAGAUGAUGAAGGCAAGAAUGGUGAUGAUGAUGAUGAAGAAGACGAGGAUGAUGAUGGUGAAACGGAUGAUUACGACCGAGAUGGACCUUUGAUUCCAGCAUUGAAUGAUCACUUUGCCCCAAGAAAUAGUUUAUUGGAUAAUCAUGCUGGUGAACAACUUUCAGCCAAGGAACAAAUCGAAUAUGCUCGUGCUACUGGACAACCGUUGAUUCAAGUACCUUCAAAACCAAAACCUCCCAAAGGUGGUCUUGUUGGUGUCAUUUCGCAGCGUGAACAGAAUAGACGUCAAGGCAACGGGACACGUGUCGCAGAACGUGUGCAUCAACAUCAUGCUGAUCGUUUUGAACGUGAAAAAGAACGGAGAAUCUUAGAACAAAGACAUCAACAAUAUAUGAAGCAUCAGAUCAUGAUGUAUGCUGCCAAUGGUUAUGUUCAUCCAAUGAUGAUGCAUCCAUAUAUGACAACUCCUCCACCAAUGAUGGGUUCACCUCUUACACCCAUGAUGCCCCCCGGAUCACCUUAUUCAAGUACGAGUAGUCCAGUGACACCUACAAGUCCUAUGCCUCCUAUCAAUGGAUAUCCAAGCAAUGGUUAUUUAGAUACUCGACCUUAUUCUCCUUCAGGUACUUAUGUCAACCCCAUGAUGCGUCCUUCCAGUCCCUCUAGUCCAUAUCAAACUAGUGCAAGUUAUAGUGGUAGUAGUGCUAGUACUGGUCGUCGUCAUUCAAGACCUUUGCUUUCCGAAGAUGAAGAUGAACCUUUGUAUUCUCCUCAAAUGGCCCAUCGUACCAUGUCUCCACAAUUCCAUCGAAAAAUGCAACCUGCUCCAUCCUCCUCUUGUAAUUCAAGUAUUGGCCUGUAGACCUCAUCUCUUCCCAUUAUACUAUUCUUUUUUAUUACUAUCAUUCUUAUUACUAUUAUUAUUACAAACAAAGAUAUUACCCAUCAUCUUCAUUUUUAUUACUACUAUUAUUAUUAUUAUUCCACAUUCUCAUAUCACAUAGUCUCAUCUUUUUUUUUUUAUUCCCUCCCUUGUCCUUCUACGUGUUCAAGUAGCGUUUUUUAUUUUUUCUCCUUUAUAUCCCCCCCUUUUUUUUUUAGUCACAUACACACACACUCUUUCUCUUUUUUUUUUUUUUUAUUCUCCCAAUAUCAUUCAUAGUACGAUCAUCCCCUCCCUAUUCUAGUCUAUAUUAGUUUCUCUUAUAUAUAUAUAUUAUAUAUAUAAAAUAUAUACACAAACAUUCCCUUCCUAGUUCC
Messenger RNA from Halteromyces radiatus, 3461 nucleotides. RefSeq lists its product as uncharacterized. The transcript has 4 exons. The annotation marks the transcript as partial. The record is from RefSeq and is a predicted model, not a curated record. NCBI's taxonomy places the organism in Eukaryota, Fungi, Mucoromycota, Mucoromycetes, Mucorales, Cunninghamellaceae.